Molecule: messenger RNA, 1767 nt
Organism: Daucus carota subsp. sativus
Lineage: Eukaryota; Viridiplantae; Streptophyta; Magnoliopsida; Apiales; Apiaceae
Product: 3-oxoacyl-[acyl-carrier-protein] synthase I, chloroplastic
Exons: 7
Coding region: 138-1547 (469 amino acids)
Biological process (GO): fatty acid biosynthetic process
Cellular component (GO): mitochondrion
Molecular function (GO): 3-oxoacyl-[acyl-carrier-protein] synthase activity
Source: RefSeq, a predicted model, not a curated record
CCAAUAUAAAAUAUUAGUAGCAUAUCUGUCCCAUAUAUCCCACAUGUAAAUUCACUCAAACCACCGCACACCCUUGGGACUACUAGACUCAUCUCUCUCAUUUUCAAUCCCAAUCCACUAAAUCUCUCUCUUACACCAUGCAAGCUCUCCAAUCUUCACCUCUCCGAGUCUCCCCACUCGACCCACUUCGCAAACCCACCUCCGGCGCCGCCACCGUCACUAAUGUCCGCCCACCUCACAAGAAAACCUUCAUCUCCGCCGCAGCAACCACCACUUCCGCCCCCAAAAGAGAGACAGAUCCGAGCAAGAGAGUGGUGAUCACAGGAAUGGGAUUGGUGUCUGUGUUUGGGAAUGAUGUGGAUACUUAUUAUGACAAGCUGCUUGCUGGUGAAUCUGGGAUUGGUUUGAUUGAUAGAUUUGAUGCUUCCAAGUUUCCCACGAGAUUUGGUGGUCAGAUUCGUGGGUUUUCAUCAGAAGGGUAUAUUGAUGGGAAGAAUGAUAGGAGGCUUGAUGAUUGUCUGCGUUAUUGCAUUGUUGCUGGUAAAAAGGCUCUUGAGAAUGCAGAUCUUGGGGGUGAUAAGCGCUUCAAGGUCGAUAAAGAGCGUGCUGGUGUACUGGUUGGAACUGGGAUGGGCGGUCUUACAGUAUUUUCUGACGGUGUUCAGGCUUUAAUAGAGAGAGGUCAUCGGAAAAUUACUCCGUUUUUCAUCCCGUAUGCCAUUACAAACAUGGGUUCUGCGUUGCUUGCAAUUGAUCUCGGCUUCAUGGGACCAAAUUAUUCAAUUUCUACUGCUUGUGCUACAUCUAAUUAUUGUUUCUAUGCUGCUGCAAAUCACAUCCGGCGAGGUGAGGCUGAUUUGAUGAUUGCUGGCGGAACUGAAGCUGCUAUUAUACCUAUUGGGCUGGGAGGAUUUGUUGCAUGUAGAGCAUUGUCGCAGAGAAACGAUGAUCCAAAGACUGCUUCUAGGCCAUGGGACAAAGAUAGAGAUGGCUUUGUCAUGGGUGAAGGAGCUGGUGUUUUGGUAAUGGAGAGUUUGGAACAUGCUAUGAAACGAGGUGCACCAAUAAUUGCCGAGUAUCUAGGAGGUGCAAUCAAUUGUGAUGCUUAUCAUAUGACCGAUCCAAGAUCUGACGGACUUGGUGUUUCUUCAUGCAUUCAAAGCAGUCUUAUAGAUGCUGGAGUGUCACCAGAGGAGGUCAACUACAUAAAUGCACAUGCAACUUCCACUUUAGUUGGUGACCUUGCUGAGGUUAAUGCUGUCAAGAAAGUAUUCAAGAAUACUUCAGGAAUUAAGAUGAAUGCAACCAAGUCUAUGAUAGGCCACUGUUUAGGUGCUGCCGGGGGUUUGGAGGCUAUCGCUGUAAUUAAAGCCAUUACUACAGGGUGGUUGCAUCCUACGAUUAAUCAAUUUAACUCCGAGCCUUCAGUGGAGUUUGACACCGUGGCUAAUCAGAAACAACAACAUGAAGUAAAUGUUGGCAUCUCAAAUUCGUUCGGAUUUGGUGGACACAACUCUGUUGUGGCAUUCUCUGCAUUCAAAUCGUGAAUUGGCACAUCCUUCAUUGUAUGUAGUAUGUGUAACCAUAUCAAUCUGUUCUUUACCUUAGUUUUGUCAAUUUCUUGCAGAGGCAGACAUAGUUAUCUUUUUUUUUUUUUUUCUGGGAGUCAGACUCUUGAUGUUCUCACCAUUCUUAGAACAACGAGGCUGAAUAGGCAUUAAAAAGUAAUCCUUUUUGAAUUAUAAAAUGAUUUUUGGCAUGUGUGAA